Messenger RNA from Hermetia illucens (black soldier fly), 2193 nucleotides. RefSeq lists its product as uncharacterized. Lineage: Eukaryota; Metazoa; Arthropoda; Insecta; Diptera; Stratiomyidae. The transcript has a single exon. The record is from RefSeq and is a predicted model, not a curated record. Bases 1 to 2193 code for a protein of 730 amino acids.
AUGAGUGCCAUUGCUAAGAAAAGAAACAUUGACGUUAAGAUAAACGGUGUCACGUGUACGAUGGACUGGGAUCCGGGCGCGUCAGUUUCCAUUAUAAGUACAGAUUUUUGGAAACAGAUCGGAUCACCAACGCUUAAAGGGAAGCCAAAACUACGGGCUUAUGGCAAUUUCGAUUUACCUUGCCAAGGGGAAGCUGCAGUGACAGUGACGCUGAACAAGCGAACGCGAUCUUUGAAAGUAGCCGUGGUGGACAACGCGAAUCCAAUGUUAUUUGGGUUAGAGUGGAAUGAGGCCUUCAAUUUGCCACUGCCCGAACCAGUGUACAACGUAGAUCGUGUCAACAACCACGUGCAGCCGACAACGAAACCACUGCAUCAGAAGUUAAAUGACAUAUUGGAAGAGCUAUUCGAAGAAGGACUGGGAAAAAUAAAUAACUACCACGUUAAAAUUCACGUAAAGGAAACAGCAACACCAAUACAUAUUCCAGCCAGGCCAGUCCGAUUCGGAAUUCAAAAAAGCGUGGAAUUCGAACUUGAAAGGUUACAGCUGCUUGGAAUUAUCUCACCUGUUGACCCCAACGAAACACCGAUCGAAUGGGCAACACCCACUGUCAACGUGGUUAAACGAAACGGAAAUAUAUGUAUUUGUGGUGAUUUUCGUGUUACACUGAAUCCAGCACUAGUAACAAUACGACAUCCAGUACCAACAUUCGAAAACAUCCGUCAGCAGCUUGCCAAGGGUGAGAAGUACACGAAAUUAGAUCUACGCGAUGCCUAUCUACAAUUCGAGAUUAGUCCAGAGUCAAGAAAAUACCUAAUCAUAUCCACACACAAAGGGUAUUUUCAGUAUAACCGUAUGACUCCUGGUAUAUCGAGUGCACCCGGAACAUUUCAAAAUUAUAUGGAAAAUCUACUUGCUGGCAUACCCAACGUUGCAAUCUAUUACGACGACAUAGGCAUUACAAGUCCAGAUGAAGAUAGCCAUCUAAGAUCAUUAAGAGAAGUUUUUAAACGUCUGCGUGAAGCUGGUUUUCGUAUCGAAAAGAACAAAUGUAGCUUUUUUCAAGACAGUAUCGACUAUUUGGGCCAUCAAUUCAACCGAAAAGGGAUCUAUCCAGUGGAAGACAAGCUGAUAGCAAUAAAAAAUGCUGCAAUACCCACUAACAAGAAGGAGUUACGAUCCUUUCUGGGAUUGGUCAAUUUUUACGAGAAAUUCAUACCCAACUUACAUGGAGCAUGUUCCGAACUACACGCAUCAACUGGUACAAAGUCGCAAUGGCGAUGGUCAAUAAAGGAACAGAAACAAUUUGAUAAUGUUAAACAUAUGAUAGCUAGCGCUCGUCAUCUAACUCCUUACGAUCUCACAAAACCGCUUUAUUUGGCAACAGACGCAUCCGAUGUAGGCCUUGGUGCUGUUUUAUAUCAUCAGGACGAGGCUAACAACGAGUUACCUAUCGCCUACGCGUCACGAAAAUUGAACGAAGCAGAACAAAAAUACGCUACCAUUGACAAGGAGGCAUUAGCAACAUUUUUCGCCGUGAAGAAAUUUGAUCCAUAUUUACGUGGGACAAAGUUUACAUUAAUUACGGAUCACAAGCCGCUUCAACACCUGUUGGGAGACAAACGAAAUUUGCAAAAAAUCGUAAACAACCGUCUGACGAGAUGGGCACUAAUGUUAGGUGCAUACAAUUACGAUAUACAGUAUCGUCAAGGCAAAUACAAUAUUCUAGCUGAUUGCUUAUUACGCUUACCAAACGCACAUGAAGCAAUUUCGGAGGAAGCGCAGAAGAUUCAUAAAAUUUAUGCGGUAAUUCAAACACGGAAGCUUGAUGAUAUUGUACUAACAGAACAGGAACUUAGGAAGCAGGCGAAACAUAACCUAAUAUUACGACGAGUAAUUGAGUUAAUUGAGCGUCACUGGCCAGACACGAAGUGUAUGAACAACGAGCUGAAACCAUACUACGACAAACGGGAGGAACUAUCAUACGAAAACGGUAUUUUGAUGUGGCAAGGACGAAUUAUCGUGCCCGAUAAUCUUCAAGAAGUAACAUUGAGGCAUCUUCAUAGAGGGCAUCCAGGCAUUGGCUCUAUGCGUGCGUCAGCGAGGUACUAUGUAUGGUGGCCGAACAUCGACAAGGACGUGGAACAUACAGUGAAAUCAUGCAUGGCAUGUCAACGGCAACGCCCAAAAUAA